Molecule: messenger RNA, 4593 nt
Organism: Adineta steineri
Lineage: Eukaryota; Metazoa; Rotifera; Eurotatoria; Adinetida; Adinetidae
Source: the annotation of a GenBank genome assembly
AUGGUACCUUGUAGAGAUCAUAAUAGAAUAUGUGCUAUAUUAUGUAAUGAACAUCCAGAAUGUGCUGAUAGUUCAGACGAAUUUAAUUGUGCUGAUGCCGAUGCUGUUGCUGAUGACGAUGAUACUCAAACACCAGCACAAGCAGAGGAAGAUGAUCAAGUUGAAUUUAACGUUGUUGUCAACCCAACUACUCGUCAAGCUCAACGUGGUCAAACAAUUGAAUUAACUUGUACUGUUUAUGGUGGUGAUUCAACAACAAAUAUUUACUGGAUUCAAGAAACACCUGAACGACGUCAUGCUUUAAUAAAUCCAGCAUCUGAGAAUGAUAAAAAAAUAACAGCGUCACAAAUUACAUUAACAUCACAUAUUACACUUGAUGAUCCAAGUAAAUUUGGUACAUAUACAUGUAUGGCACAAACAAAUACUGGAAAGAGUGCUUCAGCUGAACUUACUCUACAAGAAGGUAGUGGUUCUAUUCCACCAUCAGUACAUCAAGAAGAAGCUUUACCUGUUCCUACAUCGAAUGGCGGUCGAGGACAAUUACGUCUUAUUGUACCGGAUAUGUCUGAAGGUGAUAAUGUUGAUAUUCAAUGUGAAGGUGCAACACGAGAAGAUGAAAAUCGUAUUCAAUGGUAUUUUAAUAAUCAUCUUAUUAAUAACAAAGACCCAUUUUCACCACAAAAUAAAAUUCUUCACAUUCGUCCAAUUUCACAAUCUUAUCUAGGCAAUUAUCGUUGUACGAUUCCAAAUAGUGAUUAUACAGAUGCUAAUAGUAUUCUGACAUUUCAAGCAUCAAAUUCUGCAUCAGUUGUUCCUACUAAAACUGGAGGAUGUAGUUAUGAAGAAGCUACUUGUGUUAAUGGUAAAUGUAUUCCUCGUACAUCAGUAUGCGAUGGUAAAAAUGAUUGUGGUGAUAAUAGUGAUGAAACAUGUAGUCAUGGUGGUGAAUGUCAACCGAAUGAAAUUCGUUGUUCAGAACCUGGCAGAGGAAGAAAAUGUGCGCAAAAAUUUUGGAUGUGUGAUGGUGAUCGGGAUUGUGAUGAUGGAAGCGAUGAAGAGCAACGCUAUUGUGACUUAAUUCCUCGUCAACGUUAUUGUAAAACAAAUGAAUUUCAAUGUGGUAAUAAUAUUAAUAGUACAAAUGGAAAUCUUGUCUGUAUUCCACGUUCAUUUCAAUGUGAUAAAUUCAAUGAUUGUCCUGAUCAUUCAGAUGAAAUUGGUUGUGCUAAACCAACAAUUAUUUCGCCACCACAACGUCAAAUUGAAGUCGGUGUUGGUGGUACAGUAACUCUUCAAUGUACUGUUCGUGGUUCACCAGCACCAUAUGUUAAUUGGCGUCUCAAUUGGGGACAUAUUUGUACUGAAUGUCCUGAGAAUGAUCGAUGUAUUAUGACACAAUCUUCUGAUCCUAAUGAUCCAACUCUUGUUAUUGGUACACUUACAAUUCGGUAUGUUUAUCCAAAUGAUGGUGGUGCUUAUUCAUGUGAAGCACUUAAUAAUCAAGGUUUUACUUUUGCUGUUCCCGAUGCUAUUGUUCAUGUUAAUGUUAGUGAUAAAUCACAGGUAUAUCCAUGUGUCUAUCUACCACCAGUAAAAGCAAUAACGGCAACAUCAACGCUAAAACCAAUAACAAUACGACCAUUAGGACCUGACGGACCGUCGGGACCUGACGGACCAUCAGGACCUGGCGGACCAUCGGGACCUGACGGACCAUCAGGACCUCGUGGACCAUCAGGACCUGGUGGACCAUCAGGACCUCGUGGACCAUUAGGACCUGGCGGACCAUUAAUACCAACGGGUCCAGCUUCUACUUCACCCACGUCAACGCCUUUUAACAAAUUUUCGUCGAAUUGUGAUGCAUCGGGUACAAUGGUAGAAUGUAACGAUCAUUGUUAUUGCAAAUGUAAUGUUGAAGGAGAUCGAUGUGAUCAAUGUAAAAGUGGUCAUUUUUAUCUAAAUCCAAUAACACCUGAUGGUUGUUUAUCAUGCUUUUGUUCUGGUAUAGAAACUGAAUGUACAUCCACAGAUUGGAAACGAAAACCAAUUUUUCUUUCACUAAAUGAUUGGAAUGCUGUACCACAAAAUUUUGAUACUGACUCAUAUCAAGCUGGCAAUAAAAUUGAAAGACGCAAUCAUGGACGUGAAAUAGCUCUUAAUCAAAAUUCAUUAGAUCGAUCACUUCAUGAAGUUCUUUAUUGGAAAGCACCAAAAGAACUUUUAGGUAAUUUUAUUACAUUAUACGAUGGUACUAUUGAUAUUCAUUUUACUAAUGAUGGAAACGAUAAUGAUGCACCUAGUAAUGAUGCUUUUAUUUGGUUACGUGGUAAUAAUAUCGAUCUUAUUCAUAAACUUCCUUCGACACAACGAUUCAAAGCCAAUACAGACGCUAUGUAUUCGAUACAACUUAAUGAGAGAACAUUUACACAUAAAGAUGGUAGAUCUAUGAAACGCGAAAAGCUUCUUACGGCUCUAUCGAAUAUAGAUACUUUUCUUAUAAAAAUAAAUCCAAUCGGUGGUCAACGUAAUGCUGUUCUUCGAGAGGUUACAUUAAAUAUUGCUGCUCGUGAUGGUUAUAUGACUGCUGCACCCACAGUUGAACAAUGUCAUUGUCCAGUUAAUUAUACUGGUUCAUCCUGUGAAAAAUGUGCUCAAGGUUAUGGUCGUGUAUGUCCAUUAUGUGGUAAUAAUUUAGGACAAUGUUGGUCUUGUCGAUCAUUAUGUCAUGAACGAUCAGAUCAAUGUGAUCAAGAUACUGGCAAAUGUUCAAAUUGUCAAGGUAAUAGUGAAGGUGAUCGAUGUGAACGAUGUCGUCCAGGUUAUGUACUUGACUCGCGAGGUAGACAAUGUAUACAAAUCAAUGAAGAUCAACAAGAUCAAUUUCAUGAAACAAACACUCAAACUCAACCCUAUGUCAAUAAAGUACCACAAGAUGAAUCGGACUCAGUACUAGUUCAUAUUGAUUUAGAUGAUAGUCAAUCAGAACAACGUAUUCCAUUUCCAAUUCCGGAUAUUCAUCCAAUAUCCGUUUCUUGGAGUCGUACGGGUGAUAAUUCAUUACCUACGGGUGUUGUUCAAGAUGGUAAUGACCUUGUUAUUCAACACCCAUCAGCUUUACAAGCUGGAAAAUAUACAUGUACAAUCACUCAUAAGGAUGGAAGUAUUCAACAUAUUAUUAUUUCCUUAGAUCAUCCAGAUGAUAUACUUUCAGAUACACAUAACAAUCAAGCUGGUAGAACGCAUCCUCCAGAUCAACAUGAAAAAUCAAAGACCACAGAAAAACCACAAACACGAGGUCCAUUAAAAAUACGUUUUGAACCUAAUUCAGCUACUUUAAAAGAAGGUCAACGUCUCAUUGUUCCAUAUAAAAUUAAUGCACAGAAACCAAUUGAAGUUAUUUGGACUAGAGUAACCGCGGAAGGUUAUGAAUCAAUGCCAUCAAUAUUUACGAUUGAAGAAGAUCGUCUUAUUCUCCAUAAAGCAACACUAGAUGUAGCAGGUACUUAUCAAGUUACUGUACGUAAUAUAUAUGGUGAAGAUACCAAACAAUUACAAAUCUAUGUUGAACCAAGACGUCGUCGUUCUCGUAUUCAAUUGGUACCACAAAUUCGUUUUCAACAAGAUCAAUAUGAACUUAGUCAUGGUCAAACAAUCGAUAUUAUACCUAAUAUUUCUGGAGGCAAAGGAGCCGUAAUAAGAUGGUCAAAAGAUGGAUCAAUCGAUCUCCCACAUGGUGUAACUAUAAAUAAUGAUGGUGCAUUACAUAUUCAAGGUCAAUCAAGUCAUGUUGCCGGACAAUAUACUCUUGAUGUCACAAAUACUGGUGGUACUGCAUCAUCAACAAUUUAUGUUCAAUGGCAAGAAUCAUUUGAUCAGCAACAUGAAAAUGGAGAUAAUGAUCAUGAUACUGCACGUAGUUAUGUUAAUGUUCGUUUUGAACCAAUUGAUGAACAAAAUCAUAAAAUAGGAUAUAAUAUUCAAUUACAAUGUGCAGUUCAUGGAAAUGUUGAUCGCCCAUAUGAAUAUAAAUUUACCAAAGAUGAUCAACCAUUAGCAAAUAAUGUUGAGGUACAUUCAGAUGGUUUAAUAAUUAUUCUUAAUGCUCAAUUACAUGAUGCUGGAUAUUAUCGAUGUGAAGUAAGUUUUCCACGUGCACCAGAAAUUGCAGCACAAGCAAGUAGCUAUAAUCUUCGCCUUGAAAGUGCUGUAAUAGAUGUUGAUGAUCAAAACUAUCAGUAUAAUCAUAAUAAUGAACAAUCUCAUGUAUCAAAAGAAUAUAUUGAAGUAAUCGCUGAACCAACUCAAUUAAACAUUAAACGUGGUGAAAAAACAAAUGUCUUAUGUCGUGUGAAAGGUGCCGAACAAUUUAAAGUAACCUGGAGUAAAUAUGCACAUGAUACAAGUCUUCCGGAUUACGCUCAUCAAGAAGGAAAUAGUGUUGUAUUAGCACCCAAUGUUGAUACACCUGCUGAACAGAUGUAUUUACAAUGUCAAGUUGAUAUUCCAAAUCAAACACAACAGUAUCAUGCUUAUGUACCGGUCAAUAUUCUUGAUGGAGAUGAGCCAAAUACGAAGAAAAAGAAGAGAUAUUCAUAG